Messenger RNA from Naegleria gruberi, 1590 nucleotides. RefSeq lists its product as uncharacterized. Bases 1 to 1590 code for a protein of 529 amino acids. The record is from RefSeq and is a predicted model, not a curated record. The transcript has a single exon. Lineage: Eukaryota; Heterolobosea; Eutetramitea; Acrasida; Naegleriidae.
AUGAUUCCAUUCACAGAAAACUUACACUGGAACGAAGAAAUUACAUUUAAUUCAUUGAUUUCUGAAAUUUCAUGUGACUAUUGCAUUCAAAUUUCACUCAUACGUUUCGAUUUGGAUUCAAUGACAGGUACACUUUCCAGAAGGGAAUUUCUUAAAUGUAAAUGUCCAGUAUUCGAUUCAAGCUUUCAAUUAUACCAAGGAGAUUUAAAUUUGCAUUUGGACUCGGAUAUUUACCUAAAUGUUGAGUUUCAAAAUCAUGGUUUUAAUAUCAAAUAUGAAUUGGACAGGCCUAUUGAACGACCAUUUUUAGAGACUUUUGAUAUGGAAACAGGAAUUGACUUGAGCGAUUCCUCAUUACUUGUUCCAUUCCUUCGAAGAAUUUCGUUUGAAAAUCAAUGGGUUAUUUAUGAAUCUAGAAAAUUAAUUUCACAAUGGGAAAAACCAGAAAUUCAUGAAAUUGUAAUAUUACUCAGUGGAAAUAUUGGAUUAUUUGUAAAAUCAUUAAUUAUUCAAUUAUUGGAGCAAGUAGAUCAUGGUUUAUUAACAAGUUUGUUACCAUUUCUCAUUCAUUGUGUCAAAUUUGAUUCAGUGAAUGGUGUACUAGUUGAAUAUUUAUUGAAGUUAUCGGUGAAAUCAAAAUCUAUUGGAAAUCAAUUGUUUUGGCUUUUAAAAACAGAAUCAAUUUAUCAUCAAGUGUGUAAAUUAACGAUUUCAAAAUAUUUGAAAAUGAUAGAUAAUGAUGAUAUUGAAAUUAUUAGAAACCAAUGUUUAUUUUUCGAUUCUAUUGAGGAACGUAAAACAUUCGAAUUGAACUAUCAAGUAUUAAUGCCUUUUACCAUGUCCAAAAUUAAAACUAUUCACAAAUUUAUCUAUCCUGAAACCAAGAUUCAAAAUCCACAACUUCACUUGGAGCUUGACAAUGGAACAUUCCUUGAAUUGAUUUACUAUUCAAAUUCUCCUGAUAUUUAUUCAACUUUUGCAAUCAAUAAUUUUAUAAAUAUUAUUGGAAGAGAUGUAAAUAACACUACUAUUGGACAUUUUGUAAUUGGAUAUAGGAGAGGAUUUGUGAUCAUUCCAGAUUCAUUGAAACUUGUCCAAAUUAAUGAAACUGGUUUUCAAAUAUUUAGUGAACUUUGCAAAAACCAAAAAGCUCAAACAUUUGCAGAGAAUUUCACAACAAGUUUAAUAUUAGAAAUGUUUAUAGCAGUAUACUUUAAUUCCAAUUCUAUUGAUGAAUUUUACAUUAAUGAAGAAGGUGGCAUAAUGUUGAAACUGUAUUCUCUUUCAUACACGAAAGAAUUCGCAUCUAAAAGAAACCAGAAUAAGUUUGAUGGAUGGCUUACAAAAUAUCAUGAUGAUUUCAUUGAAAAGUUAAAGAAUUUGAUUCAAAAAUUGGUGGACUAUUUGAAGAAAACUGGAUUGGCUUUUGGAUUUUUUACUGCAUUCACUCUUCCAUCUCAAUCUUGUGGAUUUAGUAAUCAGAUUCAUUUACAAUACUUUACAAAAUUUUUGAAUGAAGAUGUGAAUAUUGUGAGCGAGAAAAUUCUACCAACAUUUUUCUCCUCAGAUCACUAUUCUAAAACCAACUAA